Messenger RNA from Drosophila kikkawai, 1455 nucleotides. RefSeq names its product Odorant receptor 83a (gene Or83a). Gene Ontology annotation, cellular component: plasma membrane. Lineage: Eukaryota; Metazoa; Arthropoda; Insecta; Diptera; Drosophilidae. Gene Ontology annotation, molecular function: olfactory receptor activity; odorant binding. The record is from RefSeq and is a predicted model, not a curated record. Gene Ontology annotation, biological process: detection of chemical stimulus involved in sensory perception of smell; sensory perception of smell.
UAGACAUGAAUAUAGCUAGAGCUGUCUUUAUAAAAAGGGUUAAGCCUUAAGGGUCUGAACCAAACAGUUAACUGACUCACGACUUAUAGCAAUAACAUGGAAAAUAAGGAUAAAGACAAAGCUAAGCGUCGGGAUCUGUUUGUGUUUGUUCGCCAGACAAUGUGCAUUGCCGCCAUGUAUCCUUUUGGCUAUUACCUCAAAGGCUCUGGCUUUCUGGCUUAUGUGGUCCGAGUCCUGGAUGUGCUCUACGAACUCUUCAACUACUUUGUUUCAGUGCAUAUAGCUGGAUUGUUCAUCUGCACCAUCUAUAUAAACUAUGGACAAGGGGACUUGGACUUCUUCGUAAACUGCCUGAUACAGACGAUCAUCUAUAUCUGGACCAUUGCCAUGAAGCUGUACUUUCGAAGGCUCAGGCCCAGGUUGUUGGACGACAUCUUGGCCUCGAUUAAUGACAAGUAUGAGCCGCGCUCCGCUGUCGGAUUCAGCUAUGUGACCAUGGCGGAGGCAUAUCGGAUAUCCAAGCUGUGGAUCAAGACCUAUGUGUACUGCUGCUAUAUAGGAACCAUCUUCUGGCUGGCUCUUCCCAUUGUUUAUAGGGACAAGAGCUUGCCGCUGGCCUGUUGGUAUCCCUUUGAUUACACGCAACCCAUUGUUUAUGAGGUUGUGUUCUUCUUGCAGGCAAUGGGUCAGAUCCAGGUGGCGGCUUCUUUUGCCUCCUCAAGUGGCCUUCAUAUGGUGCUGUGUGUCCUAAUAUCGGGGCAAUACGACGUUCUCUUUUGCAGUCUGAAAAAUGUAUUGGCCACUACUUACGUACUAAUGGGAGCUAAUAUGGCCGAACUGAGGACACUACAGGCUGAGCAGUCUGUGUCCGAUGAGGAACCCAGUCAAUAUGCUUACUCCUUGGAGGAGCAGACACCUCUGCAGGACCUGCUCCACCACACACCUCAAACGGGAUACCCUGGCGAUUUUCGGAAGGCCUUUCGCCAGUCCUUUGUGCACUGCGUUCAGCACCAUCGUUAUAUAGUGGCCGCCUUGAAACAAAUGGAGCGCUUUUACAGUCCAAUUUGGUUUGUGAAGAUCGGAGAGGUAACCUUUCUCAUGUGCCUCGUGGCUUUCGUUUCGACAAAAAGUACCACUGCCAACUCGUUCAUGCGAAUGGUGUCUUUGGGCCAGUAUUUGCUGCUGGUGCUGUAUGAACUAUUUAUUAUUUGCUAUUUCGCCGACAUUGUGUACCAAAACAGCCAGCGAUGUGGCGAGGCCCUGUGGCGAAGUCCCUGGCAGCGGCAUCUGAAGGAGGUCCGGAGCGAUUUCCUCUUUUUUACGCUAAACUCACGGAGGCAGUUCCAGUUGACUGCUGGGAAAAUAACCAACUUGAAUGUGGAACGGUUCCGGGGGACUAUCACAACUGCCUUCUCCUUUCUCACCUUGUUGCAAAAAAUGGACGCUCGAGGUUAG